AUGCCACCUAUAGCCUCGCGCCGGGGUCGUCGCAUCGCUUCCAAAGCAUGCGAUAUUUGUCGCGAACGCAAAGUUCAAUGCGUCUUCGAAGACGAGAGGACGGCAUGCCGCCGAUGUAGUCAAGGUAACACAGAGUGCACGUUCCUAAAGGAGCGUAGGGCAAGAGGUCCUCCUCCGAGGACAAUCACUACCGCUCUGACUCUCCCCGUGGGGGAGCUCCUGGUCGAGCACCUCUGUCCACGAGAUGUCUUCUUGGCCAUCAUCGACGAUUAUCUGGAUCUGGUCUGGCCUCUGCUCCCUCUUGUCCACCGACCGGGUUUCAGGGCCGCUCUAUCAAAACACAGCUAUGCUACCGACUCGACAUCAUUUCGUCUUUGCAUCACCUUGUGCGCCGUAACGGUAGCCUCCAUGCCACGUAAAUUCGAACAGUAUGGCGGCUCCCGGUAUUCCGACGUUGCUGCCAUGGUGGAUCGAGCAUGCCACUUGGUUCUCCUCAGUCGGGUUCAAUCAGCGCCAGACUGGCAGAAUCAGCCUUCUAUGAGUAGCAUGAUCGUCUCCAUCAUGCUGAGCAUGGCAAGCCAUUACGCUGGAAGACACAACCAAGGCUGGAGCUAUGCGAGUGAAGCGAUACAAUUCUUUCAGGCGUUGGAGUUGUUCAGGAAGGAGGGGUAUGAGAAGCUCACUGUUCUCGAAGGAGAACUGUGCAAGCGGGCUUUCUGGGUGCUGUACAUCAUUCAAAUUCACGACCGCCUCUCUUUCAUCGUCCCUCACACUGGGCUGAGCUUCAAUCCUCUGUAUACUGAUUGGGAGUACCUUCUUCCCUCCGAACUUGAAGAUGAAGAAAUACCGACCCAAGAAUUGCUAAGUAUGAACGAUCACCGCAGCGCAAUGGACACGGACUUCGAAGGCCGCCCACUCCCCGUCAUUUCUGGUUUCAUCGCACUAAUCAAAGUUUUCCUGUGCGUCGUUGAUUUUCUGUCCAACGGGUUUCCAGGCGCCCCGCCCCAAGCCUAUGCCAUGACAUCGGGCUCCCUUCAAACCCUAGCGUACCCGGCCAGCCCGACAGAACACCCGGAAUUUGCCCCUUCGCCGGCUUCCUUCAGGUCAACGGUCGACUUGAAUUCACUAUUACGCAUAUUACGAAGGCUGCAGCGGGUCAUAGAAGAACUACCACACGAGUUGAAGAUACCCACUCGCGACAACCAGAUUCAUGCCCAAAAUGCGGAAUUCUCGCCUGUGAAAGCAAACCAAUUCGACAUUAUGCGCGCAAACAUACAUGUCACGAGCCUCUACAUCCAGAGCAAGAUCCUGGAGGUCUGCCUGGGCGCUUUUACAUGCUCGCGUGCGGCGGACGAAAAUCACGCGUCGCCAGAGGAUGACUUGAGAUCUACCACUUCUGGGAACGGAUCGCGAACACAACUCUGGCAGUUCCGGGAGAGUAUCGCUCAUGAGCUGCUUCACGUCCUACGUUUCUGCUCGUCUAGGACGUUGGAGGCCAAUGGAUCUUCCAUGAUUGUGAAGAUCCGCGAGAUUGCUGCGACGUUACUGGAUAACGAUCAUGAACUCGAUGCUACGUCUGAGCUAGAGGAGCAAUCCCGUCAAUAUGUCGUACACUUUGCCGGCAUUUUGGCGGAUUUGGAUCAUAUGGGGUACUCUACUAUUAUUCCUCCGAGUUUUUAAAACCGUUUGUUUCUUUUUUUUUUG
Cucurbitaria berberidis CBS 394.84 is the source of this 1704-nucleotide messenger RNA. RefSeq lists its product as uncharacterized. Gene Ontology annotation, molecular function: zinc ion binding; DNA-binding transcription factor activity, RNA polymerase II-specific; DNA binding. NCBI's taxonomy places the organism in Eukaryota, Fungi, Ascomycota, Dothideomycetes, Pleosporales, Cucurbitariaceae. The transcript has 4 exons. Bases 1 to 1680 code for a protein of 559 amino acids. The record is from RefSeq and is a predicted model, not a curated record. Gene Ontology annotation, biological process: DNA-templated transcription; regulation of DNA-templated transcription.